This is a messenger RNA of Wasmannia auropunctata (little fire ant), 3618 nucleotides long. RefSeq names its product neurogenic protein big brain (gene bib). The transcript is spliced from 4 exons. NCBI's taxonomy places the organism in Eukaryota, Metazoa, Arthropoda, Insecta, Hymenoptera, Formicidae. The record is from RefSeq and is a predicted model, not a curated record. Gene Ontology annotation, biological process: transmembrane transport. Gene Ontology annotation, cellular component: plasma membrane. Gene Ontology annotation, molecular function: water channel activity. The coding region runs from base 332 to 2128 and encodes 598 amino acids.
GAGCGCGUUGCCGGUGCGGCAACAUCGAGUGCGUUCUCCUUCGACUGACCGCGCUCAUCCCCGGGUUUUGUUCCACUCGAGAGAAUCGCCGGGAACCGCACCGCCACGAUACCGGAGGAACGCGAGGAAGAACAGUCGGUUCCUAAUUUCUAUCCGGAGAUCCAAAAGUGGUUGAGAGUGGAGAACGCCGAUCUUAGUGAAUUAAUUUAAAUAAAAGAAGAGUGCAUGUGACAGUCGCAUCGUCGGAGAACAUGUUCUGAGAGUUUAUCCCUCGCGUGUCGUGUCGUUUUCUUUUUCUUCGCUCGGUGAUCGCGAAACAAAGGGACCGAGAAUGGCGAACGAGACGUUGGCGCGCGAGGUGGACGCGCACAUAGUCACUAUCCUGUCGAGGCUGUCGGCCCUGCGGGAGAACAAUACCGACGUGACUGACAGAAAAGUGCCCAUGUCCAUCGAGUUACGCAGUCUGGAGCUGUGGCGAGCGGUGGCCGUCGAAUGCCUGGCCACGUUCCUCUUCAGCCUCGUGGUGGCCGGCGCGGCCGCCGCCUCCGCCGUAUCCGGAAGCGGCCUCUCCGCGUUAGCCACCGCUGUAGCUUCCGGUUUCGCCAUCGCCGCGAUCUCCCUCAUCUUCAGCCACAUAAGCGGUGGACACGUGAAUCCGGCGGUCUCGGUAUCGUUUGCUUUGUGCAGACGGAUUUCCCCGCUUCGCGCGGUGCUGUACGUCGCGGCACAAUGCGGUGGCGGUAUAGCCGGGGCGGCGAUGCUCUAUGGAGUAACUACACCUUCGAGUACGCAGACCCUGACAUCCCCCGGUCGAUUAGGGGGUCCAAUCGAGAAGCUUUUGAUUGAGAUAGCACUAUCAGUACUUAUUGUGCUAGCUCAUUUCGCUGUGGACUCACCUAGAUCAUUGCCACCUACGAUUUCUUCGAAAGCUUCCGCAGUAUUAGCCGCUGCCUAUACGGCGGCUACUCUCGUUUUCAGUCCUUUCCUGAAUCCAGCGCGCGCGUUGGGUCCGGCUUUCGUGAUGAAUCGCUGGGACAACCACUGGGUGUACUGGGUGGGCCCGCUGUCGGGAGGUGCUGUGGCGGCUCUGCUGCACGAAUACGUUCUGAAUUCCAGACGCACGAAGGAUUCGCGCGACAUGGACGAUGGUGACAACUCGUCCAUGAGGUCCGACGAGGACACGUACGACGAUCUGGACAAGCCGAACGGGCCCAAGUUCCCCGGCGCGUACGCGACCUAUCGCCCGGUCGCCGGCGCGUCCUCGUCGAUCUACAGCGCACCGCCGUCCGCAUUGGAACGUGUCGAGUCGAUCUACGGUGGCACCAAGUCGCUCUACUGCAAAUCGCCGCCGUUGACGCGCGCCAAUCUCAACCGCUCGCAGAGCGUCUACGCGAAGUCGACGUCGGGCCCGCGGGACGGUCUGAUGAUCCCGAAGCCGGGCCCGCUGGUGCCGGCGCAGAGCCUGUAUCCCAUCAGAUUAGGUCAGAACGGCUGUCAGAACGGCGCACGCGAGACCCAGCCCGGCCUCGGCGGCCCGCCGAGUCAGACGCAGAAUCACAACAGCACCAAUCAGAACAUGCAGAAUCAGCUGCAGCAAUGCACUCAGAGCAUCUACGGCAUCCGCGGGAUCUCCACGGGUCUCAGCACUCGGGAGAACGGUAUCUACGGAGUUUCCACCGGGUCCACCAUCUACGGUCGCGCGCCGGCACCACCGCCGAGCAGCCAGAAUUCGCAGCAGUCCAGUCAGAGUGGUCAGUCCUCGAUACAGAAUCAUCCGCCGCCGCCGCCGCAGCCGCCGUCGCAACAGCAGCAGCAGCAACAGCAGCAGCAGCAGCAGCAGCAGCAACAGCAUCAGAACGGACCGUUAUCGAGCAGUUCGGAUAGUGGGAACUCCAGGCGGCCCGAGAGCAUGUACGGCCACGUGUCGAGACGCAGCGACGAUUCCGCGUACGGCAGUUACCAGAGCUCCACGCGGGGAAAUUACGGCAAGGUGCCUGGACCACCGGGCCCACCCAAUGGACCCCCGCAGUAUCGCGAUCAGGGAAGGCCGAGUCCGGCCGGACCUCUUCAACAGAAUCAAAGCGCGCAGAGUAGCUUCCAAAGAAACUCGCCGAAUCCUCAGUAUUGACUGUAGACUGACGACGGACGGACCGUCGUGGUCCACGCGAUCGUUGAACCACCUUGCCUCUGCUUAUGCUGACGAAAUAACUUCUCGGUGAACGUUCUAGGAAUCUCGUGAUCCUUUCACUCUAAAUACGAAUAGAGUUCGUCCUAAUACGUUAAAAGAUAUUAUUCGCGAUGGCAAAUUCUAUAAAAUCCAAUUUGAGAAUUCUGCUUCGUUUUGUGGAACUAAUGGCGAUUGGACCAAUACUAUUAUUAUUAUUAUUAUUAUUAUUACUACUGCCGUAUCAAUAAAUCUUAGAACUUGUAAAUAUGUCACAAUAACGUAUACACGGUGUGCUCCUGCACGAUGUUGAGAGAAAAAGAACCGUGCGAUUUGAUAGGAAUUUUUUUAUUAACGUUUUAUAAUAUUAAUAUGUAACUAUCGGAAGUAAACAAAACGUAGAAGAAAUGAAAUCAUGAAAUACCCCGAAAAUAUGUAGAGGAAUAAAUUUAGCAUACAAUCUAAAAAAAAUUUUCAUCUAUGUCCAAAAAUGGAUUGAUCUUCGAGUCGGCUCGUACGAUGCGCCUGUAUAUAAAUAUAAAUGUUUUAAUUUAAUUUACUCAUAUAAGAAUAUCAUAUAUCGAUUUAGCUGAUAUACACCAAAUCCCUGCAAGGAAGCGAUGUACUGAUUUUUCUAUUACAAAAGCUUCACUCGUAGGAUUAUUAAUCUUUUUGCACAACAAUGGAACCAAAUGAGAAAGUCGGAAACUUUACUCUAUAGAUAUUACUUUUUGGCAUUUCGUAAUAAACGCACGAUAGUAGCCAAUUAUAGUGAUUCCAUAGCGAAAGAGAGUUAAAUCGCACAUAGAAUUCUGAUAAUUUUAGAGAUAAUCUAAUUAGAAAAAUCUGUAAAUAGAUUAAAGAAUGCAAUUCUAAUUAAAGAAUGUAACUCUUUCAUCUCCUUUUUCAUUAUUCGGCGAUGUCACGAUUUUUUAUCUCUCCAUCUUAUUUGUUGACAAUUUUUUAUCAUUUACGAAAUAUAUUGGCGGAUUAAAGACGCCAUUCGUGAUUUGAAUUCAAAUCUAUUUAUUUUUAACAGCAAACAAGCGCCUAAUUAAAUUUAUGAUUUGUAGUUGUACAUAGAAUAUUAUAUUAUAGAUUUAGAAAUGGACCUCUCUCUUUCAAUAUUUGCAAAAUCGAGGGUGAAAUGAAUCCUUUGAGGAAAAGAAACGAAAAAGCGUCUCUCUAUAUUCCUUCUUGGACAAUAAGAUCGCUUUGAAGCGUUUUAUCGUAUAUAUUAGAUUAACGAAAGAUUGAUCUCGUGCUUCGUAAUCGUGAGUUUCUCUUUGUACAAAUUAAUCAUUUCAAGUUGAUUUCAUGUGUUGGAUUUCAUGUGUUCUAAUUUCUGUUUUGAGUAAAGAUGAACAUUUGCGAGUCAUAAUAAAUACUAAUUGGUAUCAGUUAAGUAAUUGUGAAAUUUAUGUAUAAUUAUAAAUUGAAUCAAAUUUUAGAUU